Closterium sp. NIES-67 is the source of this 750-nucleotide messenger RNA. NCBI's taxonomy places the organism in Eukaryota, Viridiplantae, Streptophyta, Zygnematophyceae, Desmidiales, Closteriaceae. The record is from the annotation of a GenBank genome assembly.
GGCGCUGGCAAUGUGCAGAUGUUCCCCGGGGAGACGGUGAACAUUCUGUAUGCGUGGGCAUUUGACUUCCGCCCCUGCCUUGAGGAGCUCCACUUCAGCAACAGCAACAGCUACAUCCGGGGCAACAACACCUGCGUCCCUGCUGCCACCAUCUAGCGCUCCCACUAAGGAGCCUCAUUGACUUCGGAUUUCGGAACUACGCCAAACCGAACGCAUCAACACGGGAUCGUGGAGGAACCGGGUUCGAAGCCGACCUUCCGAGCACCAUAUCGGCUCAGCCCUACGGAGCUGACUGACAUGAAAAAACAAAUCGAGUAUCUCCUAGCCAAAGGACUCAUCCGACCAUCCACUUCGCCGUACGGUGCCCCAGUACUCUUCACACCGAAACCGGACGGAAGCCUGCGCAUGUGCAUCGACUACCAAGCUCUUAACAAGCAGACCAUCAAGAAUAAAUAUCCGAUACCGCGAAUCAAUGACCUGCUUGACCAGCUUCGGGGAGCUACGGUAUUUUCCAAACUGGAUCUGCGGUUCGGAUACUGGCAGAUACGCAUGGCGGACAACUCUAUCCACAAAACUGCUUUCCGAACUCGGUAUGGAUCGUACGAGUAUUUGGUAAUGCCAUUCGGACUCACCAACGCACCGGCAACGUUCCAAGCCGAAAUGAACCACAUUCUACGACCACUUUUGGACGAGUGCGUGGUGGUGUACCACUCACGAAUCUGCUGAAGAAGAACAUGCCCUACAAAUGGG